Molecule: messenger RNA, 680 nt
Organism: Neocloeon triangulifer
Lineage: Eukaryota; Metazoa; Arthropoda; Insecta; Ephemeroptera; Baetidae
Product: zinc finger protein 706-like
Exons: 3
Coding region: 160-393 (77 amino acids)
Source: RefSeq, a predicted model, not a curated record
CUUCACACAGUUUGGUUGGCUGCAGUGUAAACAACUUUCCACCGAAAUCGCACGACAAACACGCUCGACAUUGUUUUGCUGCUAAAAGCGCCGCAUUUCGCGACAUUUCCCUGAUUUUUCGGCUGAUUGCGAAUCGGAGUCCAGUUAGGUUGAAGCGGAAUGGCUCGCGGCCACCAGAAGCUGCAGUCGCAGGCCAAGGCGCAGGAAAAGGCGGCCAAGAUGAAGAAACAGCAGGGCCACAGCGCCGCCGACCAGCAGAAGGCUGCCGCCAAAGCCCUCGUCUUUGCCUGCGCUAUCUGCAAGUCGCAAAUGCCGGACCCAAAGACGUACAAGCAGCACUUUGAAAACAAGCACCCGAAGAACGAUUUGCCCGAGGAGCUGAAGGGCGUGUAACCCUGGCCGCCACUUCCGAGAGAGACACAGAUUGACUCAGGCACCCACUACAAACGACAGGUUCUGGUGUUAAAAACAAUACUGAUUGUUGGUUUGAAGCCCACAAUGAAAAUGUAAAAAUUCCCCGAAUUGUGAACAACGAGUGGUGUUGCUGCGAUUUGCCUUCGUCUGGACUUUUGUGGUGAGAUCAAACUUGCCCAACACUCAUCAUGCAAUUUUAUUUUAUUUUUGUUUCCGAAUGACACAAAACUUUCAAUAAAAAUGAUUGUACCGAAUGUUGACAGAGA